CAACGGUUUAUGUGUUCUAUUUUAGCCAAACAAGAAUAUAAACUGGAGAGAAGAAGAGAGAGUUUUAGAGGGAGAAACAGCAAAAAAUGGAGAACAAAGAGGAAGUUAUGAUGGUGAAAAGUGAAGCUCAAACACAAUCUGGAGCAGCCAUGGAUGAAGUCGUUUCUGUGGAGCUUCCUGCACCAGCUACUUGGAAGAAACUGUUCAUACCCAAGAAGUCAGGUACACCAAGAAAGAGUGAGAUUGUAUUCAUUGCUCCAACUGGUGAAGAAAUUGGUAACAGAAAACUGCUGGAGCAGUACUUAAAAUUGCAUCCUGGUGGCCCUGCAAUAUCAGAAUUCGAUUGGAGCACAGGUGAGACACCUAGAAGAUCAGCAAGAAUUAGUGAGAAGGUCAAGGCAACUCCGCCUAAGGAGGAGCCUCCAAAGAAACGGAGCCGGAAAUCUUCUGGUUCUAAGAAAGACAGUAAGGAGGAAGCAAAUGCAGCUCCCACAGUUCCUGAAGAAAUUGAAAUGAAAGAUGUAGAGGGGAAUGAGAAGAACAUUCCUGUUGUUGAAGAGGAUAAAGAGGGUUCUGAUAAUUGUCAAGCUGAAAAUGGAGAUAAACCUAAAGAUGAACCCAAGGAAAUCGAAGAAGUGGAUGCUGAUCCAGACAUAAGCAGUAAAGAUAAGAUGUUUGGUAAAGAUAAGAUGUUCAGCGAUGCCGGUGAAACUGAAAAUGGUCAUACAGAAGCCCCGGUAGCCACUGUGAACACUCCCCACGUGAAGGAAGGUGAAAAGCAAGACCAUGAGGGAGGUUCAGAUGUAGUUGUUAACUCGGAAUUUGUCAGUAUGAACGAAACAAAUAAGCAUGGUAGUGAAACCAACGGUCAAGAUGCCGUUCCAGAGAAAACUGAGGGUUUGGAAGAAGCUGAAAAGCAAGGAAAUGAAGUAGCAGAAACAGUCACACCUACUGAACAUACUGUUCCUAUUGCUAGUGAGGUUAACCAAUCUGAAAAAGAAAUGGUGCAAACUGAGAUCGAGCAAGAAAACAGCUCUCCUGACAAGAAAGAAAAUGACUCUCAAGACAACCAAGAAAACAAAAAAGACCCUGGCAAUGUUGUCAUUGAACAAGCGAAUGGAGUCGUGGAGGGAGAGAAACAGAAUGAUCGGAAUGAAACUGCAGCUGCACCAGAUCAUGAGGUUAAGGGUAAUCAAGGUGUUUCAACAAAUGAUGCAAAAUGUAAUGUUCAGGCCGAGGACAGAAGCAUCGAACAUGAUAACUUGGUGAAAGAAAAUGGUAAGCUUUAACUAGGAUUGACCUGUGGAUCGAUGCAGUGCAUAUAACAACCGUCUGCUGACUGCUGUAUUAUGCCUACUUCCCAACACCUUUUGGUGGUCUCGAAAACCCGAUCUUUGUUUCUCUGCAACUGUUUACGCUCUUCCACGGUUACAGUAGCUUUAGUUUUACGAAUGUAUUUACUAAAAAGGGAACUUGUAGUAGUUAGAUUUAGAUUUUAGAAUUUGUAGCUUUUGUUGUUUUUGCUCACCAGACUUCUUUUGACUGUAGAAUGUUAUAGUUAAUCGGCCUUCUAAUUACAUUGGGUGAGAGAUGUUUUUCUGUCUCA
Molecule: messenger RNA, 1606 nt
Organism: Benincasa hispida (wax gourd)
Lineage: Eukaryota; Viridiplantae; Streptophyta; Magnoliopsida; Cucurbitales; Cucurbitaceae
Molecular function (GO): DNA binding
Source: RefSeq, a predicted model, not a curated record